AAUAUUCGUAACCGCACUAAAACGCGGUUCUAGUAGAAGAUGGGGAUUUGGAAUGCAUUCUUUUAUUUUGUUGUAAUUACAUAUAUGACCGUUACUACUCAACAGGCUAAUGAAACGGGAACUGAAGUAUUCAGCCUGUCAGAGCGUAUGGAGCUUCCACUGCGGUUUUGUAAUGCUAAACAUGCUUCAGUAGACUCAAGACAUGCUUAUGAUCAUUGUAUGAGGAGAUGGAACGAAACAUUUGCAAAGUUUUGUAAGGAUAUGUUAAAUUCCGGUUCAAAAGCAUGUGAACGGUUGAAGAAGAAGAUGGAAAAUGCUAUAGAAAAGUUCAACAUGUUAAGACAAAAGUCAUCCGUAGAACAUUGCGAUGUCGGACGAAAAAAGGAUAAGACUUAUGAUCCAGCUUUUCAGUUCUGUUGCGAAAAUCAUAUUUGGAAGAAACAUUAUCGAGACCACAAAGUUUGCUGUAACAAAUUAGAUACAAAUGGUACAAAAAUCACCUGCUGUAAUGCGAGUGAAAUAGAUUUGUCGACUCUUAAAAAAGCUCGUUGCUGUUAUGGUAACCUCAUAGACGAAAACACAGAGGUAUGUGAUGAAAAAGCUCCUGCCACCAACACUGAUCACUUAAUUACAAUUCCUUUGGUGUCGGCUUCAUCCGCGUCUGCGACUUCCAGACCCUUUCAAACAAUGACGACUGAAUUUUCCUAUUUGGCGACAAAUUCAAAGUUUAAUCAUAAAGAAUCGAUAACACCACUGGAUGCUAACUACAAGGGACGUCCACAACUCCAUCAAAUAGAUCACAACAAGGUUUAUACCAAAGUUUCCUCUAACACCAUUGUGUAUAUAUGUGUAGCAGUUGUAACAGUUACGAUGCUGAUCGUUUUUGUGGUGUUGAUAAAACGAUCCAAAUGUUCAUCAAAAAGCUUGGAAAGGGAAUGUUUUUCAAAGAAAAUAAACACGCAUAGUGAUUGCACAUAUGGUGCUUUGACCACUGGAACAGGUGUGGUAUUUACAAACCGAUCACUUCUGAGGGAUGAAAUAAAUCAAAGGUUUCCCCCUGAAAUAGGUCAGCACCCGGACGUGCGUACAAAUGGCAAACAAACUGUUGCAUGCGCAACGGCUAAUACAACUAUGAUAGAAAUGCGAAACAUGCAUUUCACUGACCUGGUCACUACUCAAACACAAACAGAUACUACAAAAGAAAUUAACAUUAAAAACAGUAUGGGCAGAGAAUUUUGUUUUUCACAUACAUUUACAAUCAGUAACCGUAGUUUGCAAAUGCCUGACUCGGCUGUUAUACUCACGCUGGCAGACGCAGAUAUUGAAGGCAAUUCACUUCAAUGUUAUGCGUCAACAUUUCGUAACCUAUGGGAAAACUAUUUAAAGUUGGAUAAAGUGAUGUCUAAUGAAGAACAAAUUGUCUCCCCUGCUGUCGAGUAUUGCUUCCCUGCAGUUAAACGACUUAAGCAGUUUGCUUGCGUUGUCAUGCCAAUAGGUCGAAGCGGUAAAGACUUCCAUGUGUGGAAAAUUAAGUCCGAUCAAGGGAAGGGAAAAUCGCCUCACCGAGAAGAAAUCCCAGUGAAGAAAUAUGUCGAUAUUACCGACGAUACAUUGGAUGCAUACUAUGAAAUGGUGGAUGGCAAAAUACGUAUAUAUGUGAAAAGUUUUAGCUGGUUAGUGUGUACAGUUUGUAAUUCACGUCAUUAUGGAUUCAACCUGGCGGCGCGCAUUUAUACCAAAACGGAACCACACACUGAAGUGUCUAAACAAGUACGUGUAACAGUUUACAUCCUCGACGGAGUGAGACAGCUGGAGGAUUAUCUCAAGAUUAUAAACGAAGAUGAAUGUAGUCUUAAGCUAUAUCGAAACAUAAAUCUUCCUACUCACGCGUCUCUAGAAGACUCUCUUGCAGUCCACAUGUUGCUACUAAGUGAGUCAAGUAGCACAUGGAAGCCGCUACUGGGAGAUGAGGAGGAUAUGAAUUACAAGGAGGUAGCAGUUCAUAGCAUCACACAGUGUCAUAAAAUCAAGUCAAAUGGACAGCCGUUUUGUAUAGACUGGCAUUAUGUGAGUUUGCCAUACAGUAUUGAAGUGAGUAAAUUCACGUUUCAGUGUGUAAUAAAAGUUUCUGUACUACCACAAUAUCCUGGUGUGAAUAUGGACAUACCUUCUAACAGAUAUAUUAUUAAUGAAGAGGUAGACUUUUCUACCGUGAAGAAACGGGCACGAAGAUCUGAGACCACUGAAAGAAGUAAUGAUAUCGAGCAUCGAAGAAAUCUUUUUCAGCAUCAAGUUAGUGAACCCAGAAGCGCAAUCAACUACGAAGCUCUCGGAGCGCGACCUCGAACUACGAACAGGCAAGGUACAGCCAGAAAUAUUCAAGGAGUUAAUAGUAUUGAUACAGAACGACAAAACAAUGUUCACUUUCAUGGCCGAGAUAUAAACUGCAGCAGCAAUAACUGCCACGACAGCAGGUGCCGAGGUGCAUUACCUAGAGUUUAUAGUGAAUCAGAUGUCGCGGAAUGUGAUGAAACGGGAGGUGUCAGAGGAGAAUUUGAGUCCUAAAUGUGAUAUAGAUAGCCCCAUUAACUGCGUACUGUUUGGUUUUCGUUUAUUAAGAUACACAAAUUACACUGUGUUCAUGAACUUCAAAGCGAAUUUUGCCAUUCAUUGCCUUUUACACUUCACUGGAGAUAAUGUAAACGGUUCACUUUAAUCCAACAUUAGCAUUAUGACAGGUUUACGUUUAAUACUAAUUUUUACGUCAGUUAGCUUACUGAUGGUAAAUGAGAUUUUAAAUGGGUAAGAAAUAGAGUGUUCAAACUUUCAUCAAAACUUAUAAUAGGACCAACUACUGUAUAUACUUUUAGCUGUCAUGCAAGACUCUCUACAAUGCAAGUAGAUUGUUUCGCAUGUCAAUACUGAGCUACUGGAACAUCUGUUUGUCCGCAGGCAUGUCAAUUUCUUUCGUCGCCCCUAAGAAGUAGUAAGAACUUUUCCUUUAAGGAUCUAGCUACACACAUAUGAAUUUAUUCAAAUCAUUUUAUUGUCUAUAGAUGCAAUUUUUGAUCACUGAUUAUAUGAUCGUGUGUUCUGCCCUCUUGUAACAUGUUUUGCUUAAGUUUUUUUUUUGGAUUUAACGUCGCACCGACACAUGAUAUGUCAUAUGGCGACUUUCCAGCUUUAAUGGAGGAGGAAGACCCCAGGUGCCCUCAGUGCAUUAUUUCAUUACGAGCGGGCACCUGGGUAGAACCACCGACCUUCCGUAAGCCAGCUGGAUGGCUUCCUUACAUGAAAAAUUCAACGCCCCAAGUGAGGCUUGAUAUUUGUUUUUGUUUUUUUUAACCCACAUCGAUGAGGGGCAAGUGAUUUGUUUUGCUUAAGUAGCUAUAUAAUGUCGCCCACGACCCUAAAAAAAUAUGCCAUAUAAAUUAUACGGUCUCUCUUACCAAACUCAGAAUUAGGUCUUGAAUCCCCCCUACCCCCACCCCCAACAACACACACACACACAUUAAAAGGUUUAGGUGAACAGCGAUAGUACUUAACUAUUACAUGAUAAAAUUGAACUUCGCUCGAGGGGAGGUAAGCAAUUAGCUUACUUGGUAACUUAUGCCAAGAUCAGUUUCAUAUAUUUGUAUACAUUUUGUAUAUGUAUUUACAUUGUUUAUGUAUGAUUCAUGAAAUUUGAAAUUUAUUUGAAUCAGAAGUAAUUACUUAUACUUAGGUUGCUUUUUAAUGCUUUUUGUUAUAUUGUUACUUUUUAAUGCUUUUUGUUAUAUUGUAUGUAUUUUGCACAUUUUUAAGUUUUGUUGCAAUACAUUUCACCUUACUUCACAUUGUAAUGAUUUGAUAAUAUUAUACAUGAAUUGUACCGAAUGAAGUUUUCUGGUGUAUGUAAGUAGGGUAAUUGUUUUGAUUGAAUCUCUGAUAAUUAAUUGAUGUUGACAUUAAAGCAGUAAAAUACC
This is a messenger RNA of Mercenaria mercenaria, 3965 nucleotides long. RefSeq lists its product as uncharacterized. The transcript has 8 exons. Bases 40 to 2565 code for a protein of 841 amino acids. NCBI's taxonomy places the organism in Eukaryota, Metazoa, Mollusca, Bivalvia, Venerida, Veneridae. The record is from RefSeq and is a predicted model, not a curated record.